UACACAAUUCCAUUACGCUUUCAUUCUGCCCUAGCCGACAAAUUCUACCCACAUCUUUGGAUUUGAAGUGGAAUCAGAAUGAGCUAAUUGUUCAAUUUUUUAAUUUGUUUUUUCCUAAUUCGCCCCUCUUUGAUUUUGGCGAAGAAAACUGUCGUGUUCUUCUGCCAAUUACCCACUUCCCAUUAUCCUGAAUCAUGAACCACUCCCAAUUUCUCUGUUCGUGAUUGUUGAUUCGUUUUCUUGAAUGGGUUUCUUAAUUGGUCUCUCCAAACGCAGGGGUUUUAUCAUCUUCUUGAAUCUCUCGUUUCUCUCACUGGCUUGUGCUUUUUUUGCGAUUCGAUUGCGCUCUCCAGAACCCCAUUUCGAUGUUCUCAACAAAAGCUUGAGGAAAAUCCAUGGCAACGCUCAGGAUGAUUGCCAGAGUUUUCUUAGUCUAACUGACUAUGAGGCUAAGUGCUCUGUUCUGAAAUCCAGCAACCCAUGUGAGACCCAAGGAUAUAUAGAUUAUCUUUACAUUUUCUAUUGCCAGUAUGGAAGUUUUGUGAUUUUGGGCUAUACUCUCCUGUUUCUGUGGCUUCUUGUUCUGUUCUAUCUUCUGGGUAACACUGCUUCUGAAUACUUCUGCUCUUCCCUUGAGAGCUUGUCAAAAUUGUUGAAUCUGUCCCCAACAAUUGCUGGUGUUACUCUGCUUUCUCUUGGCAAUGGGGCACCUGAUGUUUUUUCCAGCCUUGUUGCCUUCAUGGGGGAUGGAACGAGCGAUGUCGGUUUGAAUACGGUUCUCGGCGGAGCCUCGUUCGUCACCUGUGUCGUCGUCGGAAUCGUAAGCAUUUUGCUGCGUCGGCGUCGGAUCAAGGUGAAUAGGUCGGCCUUCAUAAGAGAUAUUUUGUUCUUCCUCUUGGCUCUCUUGUCUGUUUUCUUGAUUUUGCUUCAUGGUCAUAUCAAUCUUUGGGGUUCCAUUGGCCUUUUUUCCAUGUAUGUUGUUUAUGUUUUGGUUGUUUACAUCUCCCAUGUCCAAUGGAUUAGUUUCAGAAGUAAUAUCUGUGAACCCCUUUUGAAAGAGCCACCAAAAGGUGAGUUUGAGGGUCGAAAUGAAUCACGAGACGAUGACGACGAUGACGAUGACGACGAUGUUCGAAUUGACGUUAAUGAACUCUGUUUUUGUCCAAGAUUAUCACCUUCUUGUCUUGUUUUUCUUCGCAUUCUUGAGAUUCCUCUUUACUUGCCUAGAAGACUGACAAUUCCAGCCAUUGCUGAAGAAAACUGGUCUAGACCAUUUGCAGUUGCUUCAGUGACAUUGGCUCCCCUUCUCUUAUCCCUUCUUUGGACAUUUAACCUCUCAGACGAUGCUUCUCACCCGAACCUGAUCAUCUGUGUCAUCGGUUCGAUCCUCGGAGUUACUUUUGGAAUUCUUGCAUUUGUGACAACCGAGGAUUCAAGCCCGCCAAAGAAGUGCCUGUUCCCUUGGCUUGCAGCUGGCUUCACCAUGAGCUUAACAUGGAGUUAUAUUGUAGCUGAUGAACUGGUAGGCCUAUUGGUUUCACUUGGCUACAUAAUGGGCAUAAGCCCUUCGAUUCUAGGACUCACCUUCCUGGCUUGGGGAAACUCUCUAGGGGAUUUGGUUGCCAAUGUGACCAUGGCCUUGAACGGCGGGCAGCGGGGCGCCCAAAUCGCCAUCUCCGGCUGCUACGCCGGCCCCAUCUUCAACACUCUGCUUCCAUUUCGUGGGCAUGAUGAAAAUGAAGAUUCAAAAAAUCAAGAGAAUUUUCUUGAACACCUACAGUGGCUAUGCAACCACAAUAAGGAUAUUGAUGAUGUUGCUUUGAGAAAUGCUCCUGAAAAUUUGAAACUAAUUGCUCCAGAUAUACAAAAAGAUGUUGUGAAUUGUAUUGCAGUAGAAGUUGUUGAUGCAAUUAUAAGAGAUAUUAGUGAUAAGUUCUUUUCAAUUUUGAUUGAUGAGUCAAAGGAUAUAUCUCCGAAAGAGCAGAUGUCAAUUGUGUAG
Messenger RNA from Momordica charantia (bitter melon), 1999 nucleotides. RefSeq names its product Sodium/calcium exchanger family protein. The record is from RefSeq and is a predicted model, not a curated record. Gene Ontology annotation, biological process: monoatomic cation transport; transmembrane transport. Gene Ontology annotation, cellular component: membrane. Lineage: Eukaryota; Viridiplantae; Streptophyta; Magnoliopsida; Cucurbitales; Cucurbitaceae. Gene Ontology annotation, molecular function: monoatomic cation transmembrane transporter activity.